This is a messenger RNA of Morone saxatilis (striped sea-bass), 3905 nucleotides long. RefSeq names its product retinoblastoma 1 (gene rb1). The transcript is spliced from 27 exons. NCBI's taxonomy places the organism in Eukaryota, Metazoa, Chordata, Actinopteri, Moronidae. Gene Ontology annotation, cellular component: Rb-E2F complex; nucleus; chromatin. Gene Ontology annotation, biological process: cell morphogenesis involved in neuron differentiation; cell differentiation; regulation of transcription by RNA polymerase II. Gene Ontology annotation, molecular function: RNA polymerase II transcription regulatory region sequence-specific DNA binding. The record is from RefSeq and is a predicted model, not a curated record. The coding region runs from base 400 to 3159 and encodes 919 amino acids.
CACCGCGCUCAGUUUACCGCCACAGAGAGCUUAACGCAAAUAUAUCGCUGUAAACAGGCUGUCUAAUGUUAGCGUCGACGGCGCUGCGUUUGAACACAGACAAACGACCGGAGAGACUCAAUAAACAGGUGGAUAUACACAAAGGUUGUGACACUGACUGCUGAGAGAGUCUAAAAGUGAAGACACCGGCGGCACCGGCGCUCCGCCGCGCACUGCGGUGACACAAAGCGAACAGCCACUUCUCCACGGUUUCAGGAAGUCAGUCAGGUUUUGUUGUAUUGUUACCACGGAACUUCUCCACUGGGCUUUAAACUCACCAGACCCAAUUUUGCGGCUUUCAACACAUAGUUAGUUAGUUUGUAAUUAUUAUAUUUGCCUGUUUGGUGACCGGAUACCAAGAUGCCACCUAAAAAGCGAAACUCUGGGACGACACAGAGCAAAGAGCUGAAGCUCGCUGCUGAAAGUGGAUCUGCAGACAAGAAGGAGAGUCCAGAGUUAUCUGUUAAAAAUCACAGAGACAAAGAUGCUGAGUUUGUGACCCUGUGUAAGAGCCUUCAUGUGACAGACCUGGUGUGUGAUCGUGCCUGGACGCUGUGGAAAACUGUUCAAGAUGGCAUGGAAGAAGUCGCUGACAGUCAGAAAAGGCUGUGGGGGGCUUGUCUGUAUGUGUCAGCGACAGACAUGGAUGUCGCCUGUUUCACAUUAACUCAGGUUCUGAAAGCAGUCAGUCUGAAUGUAAAACAGUUUUUAGCUCUGGUGAGGAAGCUGGAUGUGAACUUGGAUACUAUAAGCACCAAGGUGAAUUCAGCACUGACGCGAUUGGAGAAGAAGUAUGAUGUGACGCUGGCUCUGUACCAGAGGUUUGAGAAAACAUGCAAGAACAUCUUUGCUUUGGUUUCCGACAGCAAGGAGAGGGAGACCAUCCGGAGCUGCUGGACAAUGUUUCUUUUGGCCAAAGGAAGGGCCUUGCAGAUGGAGGAUGACCUGGUCAUAUCAUUCCAGUUGCUGCUGUGUACACUGGAAUUAUGCAUCAAGCGCUGCCCUCCAGAUCUUCUGCAGCCUCUUUACAAAUCAGCUAUCAGCAAAGUUCAGAGCCCUCCGACAAGAACAUCUCGUCGCAACCAGAGCAAAGCCAAAUCCCGACCUGUGGAGCCAGAGGUGGAUUUGCAGCUUCUCAAAACCUUGUGCAAAGACAAUGAAUGCAAUGCAGAAGAGGUGAAGAAUGUAUACCAGACCAGUUUCUCGGCUUUCCUGGACUCACUGGAUCUUUCCAGAUCUCCAGAUUUCCCUCAGGCCAAUGAGCUCAACCAACAAUAUGAAGAACACUACCUCAAGAGUAGAGACUUUGACGGACGGCUGUUUUUUGACGGAGAUGAGACUGUUCUCGCGCCUAAAGUCGAGAUAUCACAGGUGGAGAGAACGCCAAAGAAGAACCUGUCAGAUGAAGAUACUGUACUCAUCCCUCCCCAGACGCCAAUCAGAGCUGCCAUGAACUCCAUUCAGCAGUUGAGGGGGGAUCUCACCUCCAGUGGGGACCAGCCCUCUACUAACCUGGCUACAUAUUUCAAAAAUUGCACUGUGGACCCAACGCAGGAGGUGCUGAAGCGCUUGGAGACACUCGGACAGGCGUUUAGCCAAAGGUUUGGUCAGGCAGUCGGCCCACGCUGUGUAGUACUCGGCAGGCAGAGAUUUAACCUUGGUGUCAAACUGUAUUACAAAGUCAUGGAGGCAAUGCUGAAAUCGGAAGAGAAGCGAUUGUCUGUGCAAAAUUUCAGUAAACUCCUGAAUGACUCCACAUUCCACACAUCACUUUUGGCCUGUGCUUUGGAGGUGGUCAUGGCAACGUAUGGAGAGAGCAGUUUUAAGACUGGAGGAUACAACCAUGGUGGGGGUGGCGAAGCAGCUGAAACAAACGUGUGUUUCCCCUGGAUACUGGACGUGGUCAACCUCGCCGCCUUUGACUUCUACAAAGUCAUCGAGAGCUUCAUUAAGGCCGACCCCACUCUGAGCAAGGAUAUUGUCAAACACCUGGAGACCUGCGAGAACCUCAUCAUGGAGAGGAUUGCAUGGAGGACGGGCUCGCCGCUGUUUGAGCUUCUGAAACUGGAGAAUGAGGGCGGAGCAGCAGAGCAGGUGGAGACUCCAGCCAGUUUCAGCCAACCACUGCAGCACAACCACACCGCAGCUGACCUUUAUCUGUCCCCCAUGCGCCCGGGGCUUCGCGUCUUGCCUCCCGAGUCCCCAGCCACGCCCAGCUCUCAAGCUUCCUCUCAGCCUCCGACCCAGCCUGCCAGCCAGAUGCCACGGCUGCCAAAGUCCAACUCUCUCAGCCUCUUCUAUAAAAAAUUGUACCGCCUGGCCUACAUGAGGCUGAAGAUACUCUGCUCCUACCUGCUGUCCUCCCACCCUGAACUGGAGCCCAUCAUAUGGACCCUGUUCCAGCACACUCUGCAGCACGAGCACGAGCUGAUGAGGGACCGCCACCUCGACCAGUUGAUGAUGUCAGCCAUGUAUGCCAUAUGUAAAGUGAAGAGUGUCGAUCUACGCUUCAAGACCAUCGUCACAGCGUACAAGAACAUGCCCAACACCAACCAGGAGACCUUUAAGCACGUGUUGAUCACUGAGGGCCACUACGACUCCAUCAUUGUCUUCUACAACCAAGUGUUUAUGCAGAAGUUGAAAACCAACAUUCUGCAGUAUGCGUCCACCAGGCCGCCCACGCUUUCUCCAAUCCCUCAAAUACCACGCAGCCCCUACAAGUUCCCCAAUUCACCUCUGCGUGUGCCAGGGAGCAACAACGUGUACAUCUCCCCUCUGAAAAGCCCACGCAUGUCCCCGGGUAUCAUGACUCCUCGCUCCAGAAUGCUGGUAUCGAUCGGUGAAUCUUUUGGGUUGUCCAAUCGGUUCCAGAAGAUCAACCAGAUGGUCAACAGCAGCGAUCGCUCCUUUAAGAGGACUCUGGAUCUCGGCUCCACUCCAAAGCCUCUGAAGAGGUUACGGUUCGAUGUGGACGGGCAAGACGAAGCCGAUGGCAGUUUAAUUUACAGCAAAUCUGAAAGAGAUUCCACACUGAUACAGAAGCUUGCAGAGAUGAGCUCCACUCGGAGUCGCAUGCAGGAGCAGAAGAUGAAGGAGGACGCAGAAUCAAGGAAGGAGUAACUCUCAAACCUACUGAACUGGCCUGCACUGUUUAUCACAACGUGAACACUACUUUUUGUUCACACACAAAGGGAAACACGAGUUUCUCUGUACAUUUAGUAUUGGAUUUUAGUUUGUAUUUAACUUUGAAGAGUAAUAUGUGAAUAUAGAGGACUUUCUCCUCGUUUCCGUUGAUGCUUUAACUGAGUGUUUUAACUGAAUAAUGAGUGACGUCAUUGAAUUUCCUUUGAAUUUUGACUUGUUGGAGAUUAAGUAUGUUUGUUUUUAAGAGUGGUAUUAAUUUGUGGGUGUUUAUAAGGAAUCAUUGUUUUCUCUCUCAUGAAUGUUCUCAAUUGUUGAGAGCGUUAUUGAUGGACAGCAACACUGCAAUGUUUUAUUAGUUCUUAAAUAAUUGGUUGAGUCUUACCACCUUCUUGUGUUGAGCUUUUUUCUUUUUGAGUCUUUUCAAAAAAUGUUUUAAUCAUGAUGCAACAUCUCAUGUGUUCAAUCAUGAUUACUGUCCUCAAAAAGUAUAACGUAGUUUAGUUAGUGCCAUAAAGUGAGAACUACAGAACAAUCAAAUAUCACUUGAAGGAAAAUCCUACAUGAUUUGCACUCAACCAAAAGUAAUGUAGUUUCAAAGUAUUUGGUUACACGUACUGUUAGUUCAACUAAAAGUUUUUUUUAAUGUUCUCAGUCACAUUUUUCUAUACAUACCUGGGUUAUUUUAAUCUUUGAAAAUGGGGAAUUGGAGGAUUCUGAAAAAA